Messenger RNA from Dromaius novaehollandiae (emu), 2756 nucleotides. It is a transcript of the gene PDLIM7, whose product is annotated as PDZ and LIM domain 7. Gene Ontology annotation, biological process: actin cytoskeleton organization; heart development; muscle structure development. The record is from RefSeq and is a predicted model, not a curated record. Lineage: Eukaryota; Metazoa; Chordata; Aves; Casuariiformes; Dromaiidae. Gene Ontology annotation, cellular component: filamentous actin; Z disc; stress fiber. Bases 16 to 1905 code for a protein of 629 amino acids. The transcript is spliced from 12 exons. Gene Ontology annotation, molecular function: actin binding; muscle alpha-actinin binding.
GCGAGGCGGCUGGGCAUGAGCGGGCUGGCGCGGGUGAGACUGCUCGCGGGCUGGGCAAGGGAAGCCCGCGGCCCUGCUCCCGGCUGCCCCUUCCUUCAGCAGGGCCCAGCUAGUGCCAGACCUGCCCAAGCUGCCGCCGGCAAGGCGGCCGCUCCCCCCCCCAGCGCCAGCGGCUGCCUGGAGCUGGGAGAGGGCUGGAGGAAGCGGUGUGGGUGGGGGCGGGUGUCUCCCUGCCCUGGGGUGGCUGGUGCUGCUCUGCGGCGGGAUGAGGUAACGUCUGCGCCUGCUGACGCCAGAAGGAGACCAGGAGAGGAGCGGGGGUCUGCGGGACCGGCGGGGGAGCGCUGCCUCUGCCCCCUCUCCCUCCUGCCGCGCAGGCCUGGGAAAUGCCUGUGGUUCGCAGCUCUGACAGGGCCAGACGUGGGCCGCGCCGCGAGCCCUGACUCACCCGCCUCGCUUCCUGCCCCGGGGACCCCGGGGACGGCUCUGCGCGGUGGCCAGGGCCUCCUGUCGAGCCGGCGCGGCUCCGCGCCCUGCCCUCUGCCAUUGCCCGGGAAGCUGACUCCGGGCGGGAAGGCGGCCCAGGCUGGCGUGGGAGUGGGCGACUGGGUGCUGAGCAUCGACGGGGAGCUCACCAGCCCCAUGACGCACAUCGAGGCCCAGAACAGGAUCCGCGCCUGCGGGGACAGGCUCUGCCUCACCCUGAGCAGGGUCCCGAAUGCCCUGGGGAAGCAGCAGAAGGACUCACUCCCCUGCUCUGAGCCCCCGAAAUAUAACUUCGCUCCCAGCACCGCCCUCAACAAAACAGCUCGGCCCUUUGGGGCCAGCUCACCUCCGAACCCGCGGCCCGGGCUGGUGACGAAACCCGUGACGUACGCGCCCCUGGCGCCCGCCUGCACCCCCCAGCACAACGGGCACCCCCUGCGGCCGCUGAGCCCCCCGGGCCUCCUGCCCUGUGACCCCGGCAAAUUGAGGCUGAUAGAGGACACGGAGGACUGGCGGCCCCGCACCGGGACCUCCCAGUCCCGCACCUUCCGCAUCCUGGCCCGGCUCACGGGCACAGACUGCAUGGAAGAUCCUGAUGAUGAGCUUGUUAACAAGUCCAGCCAGGUAUCCGUGCCGGACUCAUCCCCGGGAGCAGUGAUGAAGACGGAGCCGGGACUGGCCCCCAGGACCCCCACGGCCACCCCCGGCCCUGCCAGCCGCCCACCCUGGGCUGUGGACCCGUCCUUCGCCGAGCGCUACGCCCCGGACAAGACGAGCACGGUGCUGAGCAAGCACAGCCAGCCGGCCACACCGACCCCCAUGCAGAACCGCAGCUCCAUCGUGCAGGCGGCCCAGCAGGCGCCCGAGGGCCCCGGUCGCACACCGCUCUGCUACAAGUGCAACAAGGUCAUCAGGGGACGCUACCUGGUGGCCCUGGGACACUAUUACCACCCGGAGGAGUUCAUCUGCUGCCAGUGCAGGAAGGUGCUGGAUGAGGGCGGCUUCUUUGAGGAAAAGGGCUCCAUCUUCUGCCCCAAGUGCUAUGACUCGCGCUACGCGCCCAGCUGUGCCAAGUGCAAGAAGAAGAUCACCGGGGAGGUCAUGCACGCGCUGAAGAUGACCUGGCAUGUGCAGUGCUUCACCUGCGCUGCCUGCAAAACGCCCAUCCGCAACCGUGCCUUCUACAUGGAGGAGGGACAGCCCUACUGCGAGAGAGACUAUGAGAAGAUGUUUGGCACCAAGUGCCGCGGCUGUGACUUCAAGAUCGAUGCCGGGGACCGGUUUCUGGAGGCAUUGGGGUUCAGCUGGCACGACACUUGCUUCGUCUGCGCGAUCUGCCAGACCAACCUGGAAGGGAAGACGUUCUACUCCAAGAAGGACAAGCCGCUGUGCAAGAGCCAUGCUUUCUCCCAUGUGUGAGGGGCGAGAGUCCAGCUGUGCCCACGCAUGCCCCUGGCCCUGCAUGCUCCUCUGCCCCCUCCCCUGCCCCCAGGGAGCCAGGCUGGGAACUCGCCCCUUCCCCUUGCUCCCACCUCUUUCCUGGCGUCUCCUGGCCCUGCUCCAGCCCGGAGGCAGCGCAGUGCCCUGAGCCCCUCCCUUCUGGCUGGGUCGCUUGUUCUGUGCACCUCUGGCUGACCCUAGGAGCCACGGGAAGGGAGCGCUGCUUGGUUUCCUGCCCCUGAGCUGCUCGGAGUCGGGGCAGGCUGCAGCCGGGCUGCUCCCUUGCUCAGAUGGGGCCCUGCUGCCUCGGCGGCUCAGCACUGAGCGGGUGAGGAGCAGCCCCCCAGCAGUGGUGCCAAGCUGUCCCCACCUCGCCCGCUUCAAGCAGUAGACUCUGUGCGGGGCUGGAGAACCACUGCUCUCCCCGCGGGGGCCCUGCCUGUGGCAAACGCGCAGCCAAACCACGGUGCAAACUGCUGCGGUGGCUUCCUCCCCCAGCCCGCCCCCCAGGGCUGCGCAGUCAGGGGGGUCCAUGCCCAUCCCCACACCCAGCUGCCUCCUGCCCCUUGCUCCGCCGAGGCUGGGCCGAGGAGCUGGCUGCCCAGCCGCGGCCCGGGGCGCAGGGCUGCGUGCCAAGCCCGCCUUGGCGGCUCGUGCUGAUGUCCAGCUUGCGGGCUCCCCCGAGGCUCGGCAAUGGCUUCCUACCAAAGAGCGUGUGCCACUGCUGUCCCCGAGCUGUAAACGCCUCUCCCAAACCCACACUCUCCAGUUGGGCUGUGUCUGAUGUAGCCACGGUGCUUUUAGUGCCUUGAAUAAACACGUCUCUGCAA